GUUCUUACGGUAUGCGUGAUACGUAACCUCUUCUCUCUAAAGCGUGAAAUAUAUUUGUUUAAUUUUAAAUAUAAAAAGCAUAAAAUACGUAUUAUACGUAUUAUACGUAGAAAAAACAAAUUUCGUUUUAAAUGCACAAAAUACAAAGAGUUUAUCUCUUGCUGUCUACUCAGGCUACUCUCUAUUUUAUCAACGUGAUUGAAGUACCAUGACUGAAGUAAAUUCUGAAAUCUCAGAUUUGCAGGAUAUAUCCACUCCUUUUGGUAUACCGUUGUCUGGAGCAUAUAAACGAAGUUACGCUUAUGUAUCAAUUAAGGAUAGAAUGCCAAUAAUAUUAACAAAAGUCAUUGACACAAUUUGUCAAAAAAAGAAUGAAAUUAUAUAUAUGUAUGGUCAGGAUGCAGCAAAUGAUAUCAAAAAUAUCAUAGGAUUUAUAAGUCGACUGAAAAAUGAAAUAGUUACUAAUAAGACUUUGAAACCCAUGCGUUUAAAUACUAAAGCAAUUAGUAAUGAUGCAGAGGAAUGGAAUACAUAUUUGGAAAAUAAGACGCAAGUAGAAAGUGGAAUACCUACAUGGUUUAAUACAACAUGGUUAUAUUGUGAAACAUAUAUGUACCGUAUACUAGCUCAAGAAAUUGGUUUAACGAGUAGCAUACAAAGUUAUGAUCCAUUUGAAUAUAUAAAACAAGCUGCUUUUGUUAACUGCAUUGAUUCUAUGAAUAUUCUUGCCUCAUAUGUAAAUGACAUAGUAUGUAAUAAGGAAUACAAUAAGGAAAACUCAAAGAAUGAUUUUUCAAGAUUAUUAAAAUUGAGUUUAUGGGGUAAUAGAUAUGAUCUAUCUGCAAGUGUAGGAUCUCUUCAAGAACAUACCAAUAAUGUACUGAAUAUGGCAGACUCUUUGGAUGAAAAUAUAUUAGUAAACAAUUGGGAACUUGUGUGGAAUAUUGUAAAAGAAAAAACAAAUAAAAGAGUUGAUAAUAUUCAUAUAGUGUUGGAUAAUGCAGGAUGUGAAUUCUUCUCUGACUUAUGUUUGGCAGCAUUUUUGGUUACUAUUGCACCUGCAACUAAGAUAACAUUUCAUGUAAAAGCAUAUCCAUGGUAUGUGAGUGACACAACGGUUCAAGAUUUCCACUGGACAUUAGAUCACUUGAAUAGUCUUGAUCAUUACCCAAAUAUGAAAUUAAUGGGUAAAAAAUUCAGAAAUUUUAUGGAUCGUGAAAUUUGGUGUAUUAAGGCAGAGCCUUAUUGGACAGGACCAUACGAUUUUAGGCAAAUGAAAGAAAAAGACAAAAAGUUAUAUGCUCAAUUUUCUGAUGCUAAAUUAGUAAUAUUUAAGGGUGAUUUAAAUUAUAGAAAACUCCUAAGUGACAUUAAUUUCGAGUAUAACACAAAUUUUGCAACUGCAUUGGGAGAUUUUCGACCCACAAAUAUUUUAAGUAUACGCACUUUAAAAUCUGAUAUUUGUGUUGGAUUAUCACAAGGUAUGGUUGAAUCGCUAUUUGAAAAAAAUAAAGAUUGGUUGAUAACUGGAGAAUAUGGUCUUAUUCAAAUUGCUGUUAGUUUAGAAGUUCCUGAAGAAUCUUAAAUUUUUUUUAUGGAAAAAUUCGAAUUAUAUAAUCAUACA
Camponotus floridanus (Florida carpenter ant) is the source of this 1624-nucleotide messenger RNA. Its product is annotated as protein-glutamate O-methyltransferase. Gene Ontology annotation, cellular component: nucleus; cytoplasm. The record is from RefSeq and is a predicted model, not a curated record. Gene Ontology annotation, biological process: DNA damage response. Gene Ontology annotation, molecular function: phosphatase activity. The transcript is spliced from 7 exons. NCBI's taxonomy places the organism in Eukaryota, Metazoa, Arthropoda, Insecta, Hymenoptera, Formicidae. Bases 209 to 1585 code for a protein of 458 amino acids.